AUGUGUAGGAGGGAACGAAUUCUAGGUAAAGGGGGGCAAUACUGCAGGGAUCAGCACUUGGACCGCCUGGGAAGCAUUCUACGAAGUCUGAGGGCGCGACCAUCAGACCGAGUCUUCUCUUCCAGCGCUGCCCAGCUCAAUGAACAAGCCCGCCGGCAUGAGAACAACCACGUGCAUCAGCCCGAACCCCUGCAUCAGCACCAUACGAAUCGAAGAGAGAAGCAGCCACAGCGUCACCAGCAGCCACAACCCCAGCAGCAGCAUCACCAGCAUGAGCACGAGCGGUUCCUGUACGUGCCCGGGUCGUCGCAAUCGUCACAAUCACGACCAUCGCGAUCGCGCACGGCGUCGCAAUCCUGGCAGCCCGAGGUGACAAUCACAACAACAACAACACCCGCGCUCCACUCUCACCGGUGUUCGGGGACGACUUCGACGGCCGACCGACUCGCCGACAAGCCGGAAAGCGAUGCGAGAAAGCAAGACGCUCCGCUCCGGCGGCCACGGCAGGCGGAUAUGGGGGCUGUACGCCGCAGCGUAGCGCCGCCGACACCGCAGUUCCACGAGCGUGUGGGCGGUGCUGACGACAAGGGUCCUCGACUUGGUAACGACAAGGGUCCUCACCUUGGCGACCCUGAUGGCGAUUUUGUUCCUUGGGCGCCGAGCAGCACAGUAGUAGUUCGACCUGGAGUUGUAGGCGCUGAGGCCGGUAGUUGCGGUGAUGGUGGCGGCACUGGUACUGCUGCUUCUGCUGUCGCUGAGACAACGAAACGCGUUCGAGGGCCGUCGCUAAGGGAACGGGCGAUUCGCACGUGGUGGAGGGGCUUGUCUUGCGGCAUUUGCUUCGCGGCGGGGGCGUGGGCGCGCGAGGGACACGGGACGUUCGGCGCCCUGUUGGCGUUGGCCGCGGUGUGCGGAGAAAUGGUGUUCCACGAACACGCUCCUUCUUAAGACACUAUCGUUGUGGGCAACACACGUGCAUAUUUACUUGCGCCGUGACCUGGACCGCUGUGUGGCUUGUACAUCACGAACUAAUUAAAUUCACACAAGUUUUUCCUUCUUGCCUUGUUUAACGGUGUUGUACUUUUUUAUUGUCUCGAGUGACGACUGCUGUGCUGUUGACUACACGCCUAAACUGUUUUCUGGGAAGCUGUCGCAGAGGGACGGUGUACGACACGUCGGAAGGCUCCUGCCAUGUGGGUGUGCGUGGAGAGCUUGUCGACGCUGUCCCUGGGAGAAGGGGGUGUAAAACUAGAAUUAGGCUUAGACCUUGUGCUGUGUCGCCGUGCGCUCAGCUCGUGGUAGCACUUGCAAACGAGACAGUUCGUAAUGAAGCUUGUUUGACAUGUUCUUUGUUAGGCUUGUGUACCACCUUAACAACGCGGUAGACAGGUAUUUUUUCCGAUGUCCCAUUUGGGGCAUUGGUAUCGCAGCUUGCCUCGG
Ectocarpus sp. CCAP 1310/34 is the source of this 1440-nucleotide messenger RNA. Lineage: Eukaryota; Phaeophyceae; Ectocarpales; Ectocarpaceae. The record is from the annotation of a GenBank genome assembly.